ACGGGAGCUGGACAGGUAUCUGGUCUCACUCCCUCCGCGCGCGCCUCUCGGUGUCAGCCUGCGCCGUGACUGACCGGAAACCGCCGCCGGUGCCCGGUUAAGCCCGCUAAAACGCUACUCUGACCGGAAGGUGACUGCCAGAAGCUUUUAUUUUAUUUUUUUAAUUUUCUGACUGGUUUGAGUCUCCAGGUGAGUCUCGCGACACCUGCCGCCGCCAUGACGGCGGUACCGACUCUCGGGUGAACGGCGGACUGUAAACAGGCUACUCUUCAACACCGGGGACCUGAGGCAGUCUGCACGGCGCCGACAUGGACCUACUGGACUCGGGACAGAAGUUCAGCCCCAGACAGGACCCAGAAUGGGACACGGCUCUGCAGUUCCUCCCGGCGUCGGACUCCAAAACUCUGGAGAAGAAGCCGGGUUACAGGAAGAAGGUCUGGGUGGGCGUCGGCCUGCUGGCGGCGGCCGCUGCGCUGGCGCUGCUCACCGGUCUGCUGGUGUGGCACUACCACUUACGCACUGAUCUCAGGGUCAAGAAGGUCUACAUCGGCUCCAUGGCGAUCAGUCAGCAUCCCUUCCAGCCCGCCUACGAGGACCCCGUCAGCCCCGAGUUCGCCAACAUGGCUGCCCUGGUGGGCCGGCAGCUCAAACUGAUUUACUCCAAAAACUCAGUGCUGGAUAAAUAUUUCAAGAGCUCCUCUGUGCAGGCCUUCAGUCAGGGUGACAGUGACGGCAGCAUGGUGGCGUACUACCAGUCCGAGUUCGACGUCCCCAUCCCGCAGCAGGCGUCUCUGGACCAGGCCAUGGAGACUCUGGAGCCGGCGGCCGAGGCCCAGCAGGCCGCGAAGACGCGACUGCUGCUGAAGCCGGUCAACCCUCUGCAAGUCAGCAACGUCACCUCAAGAGCCAUCGACCCACGUCUGACCAGGAGCUCCAUACUCGAGAAGGAGAUCUUCGACGUCCACGUCAGUGCGGUGGAUCAGGUUGAGUCUCCGGGGUUUCCAGACUCCUCGUACUCUCCCAAUGCGUACCUGCAGUGGAGACUCCGGGCCGACCCGGGUCACAGAGUCCGACUGGACUUCCACACGCUGAUCCUGGAGGACGACUGUCAGCAGGACUUCAUCAAGCUCUACGACUCUCUGGCCCCCAUCGAGCACCGUGCGCUCACCGAGCAGUGUGGAUACCCCCACCACUCGCUGUCCUUCCUGUCCUCGGGCACCGUCAUGCUGCUCACGCUGGUCACCAGCCAGGAGAGGAACUUCCCCGGUUUCAGAGCCAAAUGUUCUCAGGUCCCGCUGAAGGAGUUCUAUUGUGGAGGAAAACUGACGACAGACAAAGGCUCCUUCUCCUCACCGUUCUUCCCCUCCAACUACCCCCCUCAGACCUCCUGUGUGUGGAACAUCAAGGUCUCAACAGACAAGUUUGUGAAGAUUCAGUUCAGGAAGUUCUUUGUUGGAAAUGAAAGUGAGCAAUGUCUCAAGGAUUACGUCAAGGUCAACGGUCAAAGACUGUGUGGUCGAAAUUUAAAGAGCUCCGUGAUCACCAGCCAAAGCAACACCAUGACCGUGGAGUUUAAGUCGGACUCGUCCUACGUGGACCAGGGCUUCACGGCGGAGUAUGAGGCCUUCGUCCCGACCAACCCGUGUCCGGGAAGGUUCCAGUGCAGGAACAACCUGUGCAUCAACACGACUCUGGAGUGUGACGGAUACAGCGACUGUGGAGACGACAGCGACGAGGAAAACUGCCAGUGCCAGGAGGCUCAGGUGAAGUGUAAAAACGGACGCUGUAAACCCAAGUUCUGGAAGUGUGAUGGCUUCGACGACUGCGGAGACAAAACUGACGAAGACAACUGCGAUAAAUGUAAAGAAGGCGAGUUCUCCUGCAGAAACGGCCGCUGCGUCCCGCUGACGCUGAAGUGUGACGGAAACGACGACUGCUCCGACGGCUCAGACGAGUCCAGAUGUGAAAAGGCUCUGGUACUGCAGCAGUGCUCAGAGUUCACCUUCCUCUGCAAGAACGGCCGCUGCAUCAGCAAAGUGAACCCCGAGUGCGACGGAGAGGAGGACUGUGAGGACGGCUCCGACGAGGAAGAGUGUGAGUGCGGGAUGAGGCCGUACCGCAGCUCUCGGAUUGUGGGCGGUCAGGACUCCAGAGAGGGCGAGUGGCCGUGGCAGGUGAGCCUCCAGUUCUGGGGGCAGGGUCACGUGUGCGGGGCGUCGGUGCUGAGCCGCCGCUGGGUGAUGACCGCCGCCCACUGCGUGCAGGACAGGUACUCGCAGGCCGACCACUGGCAGGUGCUGCUGGGGCUGCACAUGCAGGGCCAGAUCAACGAGUGGACCGUGACCAGGAGCGUGAAGCGCAUCGUCGCCCACGGCGACUACAACCCCGUGACCUUCGACAACGACAUCGCCCUCAUGGAGCUGGACGCCGACGUGUCGCUCAACCAGAACAUCUGGCCCAUCUGCCUGCCCUCCUCCAGCUACGACUUCCCAGCAGGCCAAGAGGCAUGGAUCACAGGCUGGGGCAACACCAGGGAGGGAGGCGUUCGCGCCAGCGUCCUGCAGAAGGCGCAGGUUCGCAUCAUCAACAGCACCGUGUGCAAGAGUCUGAUGAGCGACGAGGUCACCGACAAGAUGCUGUGCGCCGGCGUGCUGAAGGGAGGCGUGGACGCCUGUCAGGGCGACUCGGGUGGGCCGCUGUCCGUCACCGGCCCCAGUGGGCGGGUCUUCCAGGCGGGCGUGGUGAGCUGGGGCGACGGCUGCGGCCGCAGGAACACGCCGGGCGUCUACACCCGGGUCAGCAGGUUCCGCGCCUGGAUCAAGCAGCACAGCGGAGUGUGAGAGCUCAGCAGCUCCUCCACCAACGAAACAUACCACAACGCCUUAAAAAAUGAAAGACGGACGUUCCCCCAGCACUUUUUUAUAGGAUGGACUGGCAAAACCCUGCAAGCUGCAACGUUUGAACCCGACGGUUUUGAGGAUUUUACUGCCUGCGAGGAUUUUUUUCUUCACUUGUUGCUUCUGAAGUUUCUCUUUAGAUCUUGAUGAGAAAGUGUGAGAGAGUGUGAGACUUAUCAGCUGUCGUUAGUCAUUUAAAAUGCUCAUACACACUGUCACUGUUUUGGAAACAUGUUUUUAAUUUCUCCUGUGUGUCCAUGUUUGACCUGCAGGCAGCGCCAUUCCUGCACACAAUGAGUUUGAAUUUUUAUGAUUGUUAAGCUUCUGUUUUGUUUGUUUGUUUGUCAAUUUUUCUAUGUAUUGAAGUGUUCGCAGCUGUUCUAGAGAUAUGAAGUGGACAGAUGCCACCCGUCAUCACCCACUCAGUCGGUGUUGUGCUGCUCCGCCUGCAGGUCAAACACAGACUAAACACACAGGAUUAAAACAGGGGAUUUUAUUCUAAGUGUCUGAUCAAUGCUGGGCUGUUUUAGUUUUUUUUAAUAAGUUCCUGAGUCAUGACUCAGCAGAAGACUUGGUGUUAUAUACUUGUGGUGGUUGUAUUUAUUUAAAGAGUGUUUGUGCUGCCCUCUUAAUAUGUUUGUUGGGUUUGUGAGUCAUAAAAAAAGACUUUCUCUCACUUUGCCCAGAGGAUUUUUUUGUUUCGUUCAAGGGGAAAAUGGAGGGUGCUAUGGCUGAUCUUUUUCAUGGUGUGUGUGUGCAUGUGUUUGUGUUUGUGUGUCUGUUCUAAUGUGAAAUGCAAUUACAUUUCUCAUGAACGUGCACCAUCAUUGAGAGGGACUCAGGGCAACAUGGUAACUAUGUCAAUGUAAAUAAGAGUGUAUUCACAUCUGUUGCGACCGAUUUGCACGGUAAUGACCUUAAGUGAAGAUGCUGAACUUUCAUUGUGUUCUAAGUGUCCUUUUACACGACAACGGUGGCCAGAGUCAGUGAAAACACCACUUUUAGAGAGUGGCUCCCAAGAUGGAACUUUUUGGAAAGUUUUCCAAAUCUGUUGUUAAAAUGUUGCCGAAUUACUUGCUGGAAACGCUCGGGCUCAGUCCCAAGGCGACGGCAGAAAUGCUCCAGGGUUGUAGUAAACAGCUCUUCUGCACACGCUGAGUGGAUGGACAGUAAGAACAUGGCUUACCUCCAGAGUGUCACAUGUUCUCCUGGGACUUGGUCGUCUGUCGAUACGAAUAUCUGUUUUCUCCCAUUGUUAAUGUGUAUUGUCUAUUUUUCUCUGCGUGUGUGUGUGUGUGUGUGGUACAUUAAAAGAUCAAACGACAAACUACAUCAACUCGUAGCUCGUAAACAAUAUAGUUACGUUGUUUUCUGUGUUUCUUCUGUUGCCAAGUGUUUGGACACAUCGUCAGAACUCUGACAUGUAAAAAGUGAAUGGUGAACUUCAGGCGGGUCUUUUGCAUCUGUUUUUACUCUCUGGGAACAGCUGACCUUUGGCUAAGCCCCGCCCCCCCUUAGUUACUGUUGGUAACUCAGACAUGUCAUUGCACCUGACUGCAGCUAGGUGGCUUAAAGAAGCUCAUGCUAGCAUUGUGUGGUUGAUAAUAAAUGACUAGAUUGUUAAGAUUAUACAAGACAUUAGCUAACCUUGGAAUAAAUGGAAUAAAAUAAACUCCAUUGCCGUUUCUUUCAGGAUACCUCAUGUCACCAGUGAAUGUUCCCCAAGAAACAUUUGUGCGUCUUAAAUGACUUAAAUACCCAAGAAAUCAAGACAAGCAGUUCUCUACGGACCGUUACACUGACAGUGUUUGUUCAAGUUCCAGGCAGUUGGUAGUUUGCAUUCGGGGGCGGGGCUUAGCCAAAGGUCAGUUUGGGAUUCAGGGUCUUGGGAGAUGGAAAAUCAAAUCUGCUUCCUUGCAAUGAAAAGGAGACCCAUUCACCUCACUGAACUGAAGAAGAUGGAGACUUGUUUGUAUUUUCUGUAGUUGAAAGUGUUUGCUGGGACACAGAUUCUUCUGUCUUCUUCCUCUUGGUGGUUCUUGGAGCUUUUUGUGUUUUUUUUU
Messenger RNA from Salarias fasciatus (jewelled blenny), 4960 nucleotides. Its product is annotated as suppressor of tumorigenicity 14 protein homolog. Gene Ontology annotation, molecular function: serine-type endopeptidase activity; protein binding. NCBI's taxonomy places the organism in Eukaryota, Metazoa, Chordata, Actinopteri, Blenniiformes, Blenniidae. The transcript is spliced from 19 exons. The record is from RefSeq and is a predicted model, not a curated record. The coding region runs from base 309 to 2840 and encodes 843 amino acids. Gene Ontology annotation, biological process: proteolysis.